UUGGAUUGUGUGAGGCAGAUUGUAUCUGUUGAGCCCAGAUUGCUUAAUAUGCAGUCUUCCAAAAACUUUCAAACUGCUAUACAUUGCAGUGCAGAAGCAGGUCAUCCACACUGUCUGUUAUGGCAGUUACAGGCUGGAGCAAAUGCAGAAGUUAAAGACUGCCAAGGAGAAAUUGCACUUCAUAAAGCUGCCAGAAGAGGCAAUGCAGAAUGUGUUAGUUUGUUGAUUGCAUCUUCUUCUAAUUUAAGUUGCUUGAAUUCUAAUGGUCAGACAGCAGCCACAUUAGCAGAGUUAUGUGGUCAUCCUGCCAUUGCAUCUUUCAUUCGCAGUCAUACAUCAAGCUUUGAUCCUUUGCAUUUUGCUACUCCCAGUAACGGCAUCGUUCCGCAAGUGGCCCGACUGAGCAGAAAGCGUACACAUGACAUGAUGAAUAUAGAUUCUCUGAAACGAUUUCGUAAAAAUGAUUUGAAUGUGUGCGAUAUCCCUCUUCCUCAAGUGAUAAACAAUUUUGCGAGCCAGGAAACCAUGAGUGUAAUAGAGCAUGAAAAAAUGCGCACCAUGGAGAUUGGAUAUUCAAAUUCUUUUCUAGAUUACAUGCUUUCAGAGUCUCUUGGAUGCUGAAUAUCACAACUUCAGAAAGAUGUUCAUUUGUUACAUGAAAUGCAUUUGCUCUGUAUAGUCAUUACUCUUCAUUUUUAUAUAUUAUAAAAUUGUUCUUCAUAUUGAUAUGCUUUUGUACUAUUUCCUAUGUUUAUGCAGUGUGUGGAUUAACAGAAAUGUCAGUUUCAAAAAAAAAAAAAAAAAAAUUUCAAGAUUAGCAGAAUUUUGUACUGUUUGUAAAAUAUAUUUUAUAAAAAAUUAAGAAUGUAUGAAACUUGAAUUAUGUAUAUAGUAUGUCACUGUUCACUUUGUUUUUCUAUGAUUGAUACUGAUGAAAAGUAAACUUGUUAUAAAGUAUUUUGCCUGAUAUUAUUUUUAAAACUUCUCUAUAUUAAAACAUCAGAGUUUUAAUAUCUGUUAUUUAGCAUGAUAAUAUCAUGCGGAAUAAUGCUUUUUUCACUUUUUUGUACUUUUGCUGUCAGAGGUGUAAUUUAGGAGAUGGAUAAACACAAAGACCAUACUAAUUUAUGUCAAAUUUUUAAGAAAACACAUAGGCAGUGAGAAGCAAAGGGAUGUAAGUGAACAUUUUCAAGUUUUGAGUAAAGAGAGUUUAAAAAGCAUGUCCUACUUAGGCUUUCAUUGAUUUUUUUAAAAAAUCAUGCUGUACAGCAGCACCUACCAGUGCUACUAGUACUAUCUCGUUCCCCAAGAUAAAGAGGAGAGGUUCAUGCAAUAAACUUUCAGUCUUUUUUUUCCUUUUUUUUUUUUUUUGAGCAAUCACAUGUAUGCAUCAAUAAACACAAAAUUACCUACUGUCUUGAUACAAGCAUGCACUACUACACAAGGACACCACCACCACCACCCUGUUAAGUAUUACAACUAAAUUUCUUAUGAUUAAAAAAUUCGUGUGUUCUUCCUUUUCUCAUUUUUUGUAAAAUUGUGCUCAUCAGAACCAAAAAUGUUUACUCUCAUUUUCAUUUG
Uloborus diversus is the source of this 1581-nucleotide messenger RNA. Its product is annotated as ankyrin repeat domain-containing protein 10-like. NCBI's taxonomy places the organism in Eukaryota, Metazoa, Arthropoda, Arachnida, Araneae, Uloboridae. The record is from RefSeq and is a predicted model, not a curated record. Gene Ontology annotation, molecular function: protein binding.